This is a messenger RNA of Camponotus floridanus (Florida carpenter ant), 1528 nucleotides long. RefSeq names its product snurportin-1 (gene Snup). The coding region runs from base 439 to 1461 and encodes 340 amino acids. NCBI's taxonomy places the organism in Eukaryota, Metazoa, Arthropoda, Insecta, Hymenoptera, Formicidae. Gene Ontology annotation, molecular function: protein binding. Gene Ontology annotation, biological process: snRNA import into nucleus. The transcript has 6 exons. The record is from RefSeq and is a predicted model, not a curated record. Gene Ontology annotation, cellular component: nucleus; cytoplasm.
ACUCUUUUAGACGAGGGGAGUGAAAUCUGAGGGGUAAGGGGUUUAUUGUCGCGGCCAUCUUAGAUGCAUCAGAUUUAGCGUCUAUUUUCACGUCGCACGGACGUAAAUCGAAUAAAAUAUGAGAGAUUCCGUGAAAUCAUCUAUCAUCUGAAAUUGCUGUGUUAUUCCGAAUCAUUUUUGAAUAUUAAGAAAUUCAAAAAUAUCACACUCCGUGAAAUUAAUAUCCGUCGCCAUCUUACAUGCCUCAUAUUCCGUUGCAGUAGACAUUUCUUUCCCCUCACCCUUUGAGCUUCACUCACGCAGCAAUACACUCUGUCCAGUAUUUCUUACGUCCAUGUUUGAGAUCGUCUUAAGUUCGAGCUUCAAAUGCUACGCAGCUAUUUGAUUGGUUAAAAUUAUACGAUUUAUUCAUGUUCUUAUUUACUAUAUUACAAGAAAAUGGCAACAGAAGUAUUGAAUAACAAGACUGAUUGUGAUACGAAAGAAGUUGUACGUAGGACAUUUUAUAAAAACCGCAUCAGAAAAGAUAAUACUAAGUUGGAACUUGAUGAAAAUUCACAUCAAGAAGAAAGACGUCAACUGUUGUUGAAACAUCAAAAAGAACAGAGGCAUGAAGCAUUCAAUAUUGCACGUGGUAUAUUUGAAGAGACAUAUUCCUCUGAAUUAGAAAAUGAGAACUCUAUGGAUGUAGAAGAAUAUUCUUCACAAUCCAGAUAUCCACGAAAAUAUAAAAAAUUUAAUCGAAUGAUGCUGUCAGAAUGGAUGUUUGAUGUACCACAAGAUUUUUCUGAGAAUUGGAUCAUGGUUCCAUGUCCUAUAGGGCAACGAACUAGAUUGAUUUCAAGACAGGGUAUAACAAAGGCAUAUUCUAGAAAUGGUGCGCUACGUAAAACUUUCCCUUCAGCACUUCCAGGUGGAAAUUCUGAUGCAGAUAUGCGUCAUUCUGCGAUUGUAGAUUGUAUAUGGGUAAAGGAUCAACAAAUUUAUUACAUAUUGGAUGUAUUGUAUUGGUGUCAAUUACCAUUCACAUUCUGUGAGGCCCAAAUGAGGUUAUAUUGGAUAAAUAACAAAAUCUGUGAGACAAAAGAAUUCAAAGAAUGUGAUACCGAUAUAAAUAAAUAUCCUAUUUUACCUCUACAAAAUAUUAAUUGUGAUUCAGAUUUAAGUUUUGCUUUGACACAACUUGAUCUUGAAUUAAAAUCUAUAGAUGGGUUUUUAUUUUAUCAUCGUAAUGCACAUUAUUAUUUUGGAUAUACUCCACUUGUGACAUGGUUAAAAUCUUUUAUGUUACCUGAAGUGCUUGGAAUAUUUGUACCUUCGCCAUUUGAUGAAAAACCAGAUAACUACCUAAAUUUUGAACAUUAUAUGCAACAAAAUAAAAAAAGAACAAUAGAAAAAAAAAAUAAAGAAAGGAAUACCAAAAAUAUCAUGGAUAUAGAAUUACUUAAGGCAGAAAUAUAAUUAAGAUAGAAGUAAAUACGAGAAUGAUCUUAAAUUUGAUUUAAUUUUUAGAAAUAACGUUAACAAA